Messenger RNA from Microcebus murinus (gray mouse lemur), 4013 nucleotides. RefSeq names its product adiponectin, C1Q and collagen domain containing (gene ADIPOQ). NCBI's taxonomy places the organism in Eukaryota, Metazoa, Chordata, Mammalia, Primates, Cheirogaleidae. Gene Ontology annotation, molecular function: protein binding. The record is from RefSeq and is a predicted model, not a curated record.
CAAGGACUGGAAACACAAGUGUUUUCACUGAAGCUCCACUUGGCUUCCCAAGUCCAGGCUCUGUUGCACCAGGUUCCCUGGGGUGGAGGCUGGAGGCAGCUGCCAGGGGCAAGAUGCCCACCCACUGGCCCCGAGCCUUUGCUGGGCUGGCCAAUGAAACAGGACAAUUGUGAGGUGGGGACUGCCUGUCCCCCUGAGUACCAGGCUGUUGAGGCAGGGCCAUCUCCUCCUCACUUCUGUUCUGACUGCAGUCUGUGGCUCUGAUUCCGUACUGGAGGGUGGCUGCAGGGACAAACAUUCUGCAUACUCCUUGUCAAGCCAGAGGACCAGUGGCCUGUAACACUUGGCUGAAGCCAGAAGGGCCCAAGAUGCUGUUGCUGCGAACUGUUCUGCUUCUAUUAGUUCUGCCAAGCCAUGGCCAGGACACCACAACUGAAGAAACAGGAGUCCUGUUUCCCCCACCCAAGGGGGCCUGCACAGGGUGGAUGGCGGGCAUCCCAGGGCAUCCUGGCCACAAUGGGACCCCAGGCCGAGAUGGCAGAGAUGGUACCCCUGGUGAAAAGGGUGAGAAAGGAGAUUCAGGUCUUGUUGGUCCUAAGGGUGAUACUGGUGAGACUGGAGUGACCGGGGCUGAAGGUCCCCGAGGCUUUCCAGGAAACCCAGGCAGGAAAGGAGAACCUGGAGAAGGUGCCUAUGUAUACCGCUCAGCAUUCAGUGUGGGAUUGGAGAAUCGCGUCACCGUCCCCAAUGUUCCCAUUCGCUUUACCAAGAUCUUCUACAAUCAGCAAAACCACUAUGAUGGCACCACGGGUAAAUUCCACUGCAACAUUCCUGGGUUGUACUACUUCUCCUACCACAUCACAGUCUAUAUGAAGGAUGUGAAGGUUAGCCUCUUCAAGAAGGACAAGGCUGUGCUCUUUACCUAUGACCAGUACCAGGACAAGAACGUGGACCAAGCCUCUGGCUCUGUGCUGUUGCAUCUGGAGGUGGGCGACCAAGUCUGGCUCCAGGUGUAUGGAGAGGGGGAGCACAACGGACUCUAUGCAGACAAUGUCAAUGACUCCACGUUCACAGGCUUCCUUCUCUACCACGACACCAUCUGAUCACUGCUCACUCAGAGCCGCCACCAGGCCAAACUGCCCCAAAGUCAGUCAGUCAAAGAACAGUCAACAGGCGUUCAGUGUAGUUAUUGUGGGAGGUUGAUUAUUGUUUAGUUGGAGGACUCUGAACAUUAUUCAUUUAUUUACUCAUUCAUUUAUGCAUUCAUUCAUCAAGUAACAUUUUAUUUAAAAAAUCAUCUACUAUGUUCCCAGUCAUGAAGAAGACAUGUUCGUUAGCCUCAAGUAUUUCUUACACAGUGGAAUAAAAGGGUAAUAAUAACAUUUACUAGGGAGCUUCACAUACACGACAAGACAACCAACUACAAAGAAGUAGUUGACAAUGCUAUUUUGUGCCUACUCUCUCUCCUGAUGUUUACGGCAAUCCCGCGAGGUACAUACAAAAGAUAUAAUUCUCCUCUUUUUACAGUUAAGAUCCCGAGGCUGUGGGAGUUAAAUGAACAUCUAAGGUCACAUAGGUAUUAGGUGGCAGAGCUAGAAAUCAAAUCCAGAGCUAUGGACUUUUUUCACUAGACUGUGCCCUUUUCAGAAGUACACAGCCUUUUUGUACUGUUGAUAGGGGUCUGUUACCCACCUCACCUGGGGGCCUCUGAAUUUGCCUCUAUCACAAGCUAAGACUCCCCCUCACACACAAUAGAGCUUUCUCAGAGAAGGUGGUCCUGUGAUCGCGUCCCAUCCCAGCUGCACUACUCAAUGGGCCCAGCACUGCUCUGUACUUCCUCUUCUCUGUGACUUUCUCAUGUUCUUCCCUUUCCCUGGGGAAAUCCACCUCCACCCACACACACUGAACUCCUCCCUGUUUCUCAAGGCCACCUGGCCAGGAGCUUUUCUGAUUCGAUGUCUCACAGUUUACCACACGGGGUAUGAGAGAUAUCCUCCCACCAGGGUAGGGGCGACUGCCUGGUAGGACUGUGCUUUCUUCACAUCUGAAUUUCUUGCAGAUCCUUGAUAAAUGCCUCCUGAAGACCAAUCUCUUGAAUUCCUUAUCUACCCAGAAUUAACUCCGUUUCAGUCUCUCCAUAUGACCAGUACUUAUCCACAGCAACACUUUCAUUUUAGGAACUCCCUGGUUUUAAGCACCCAGUCCCUGUUCAGCUGGGUCGUGUGAAUCUUUUCCCCUGAGGUUAGGCAUGAUUGUGCUUUCAGAACACUUAAGGAAUUUUUACUCAAGGAAGUAGCUUGAGCCUGAAAUGCAAAACCCAUGAAGGAAUUUGGAAUCCAUUCUUUCCUUGAGUACCAAAAGUGUCAGGGAAGACUGAGUCUCCUGAAUUUAUUCUUGUUCUUUAAGAAUUAUAGGUAAUGUAUGGUGGUGACAAACAUUCUCUCAGGAGGCAAUCACUCAAGUGAUCCUCUUCAAAUGUUGUAGCAAAAGCAGAGUUAAUAGCAUUCUGUAUAAAUAUAGAAGAAUUAUUUUGCUUACAAUUUUAAAUACUGAAUGACUCCUUUGUGAUUGCUAUUCAUUAAGUGAUUAUUAUUUCUACGUAUACAGCUUUGUAUUUUAAAUACUUGCAUAUCAUUAUUUUCUACAAGUAAAGAUACUUUCCAGCAUUAAAUGCAAAAUCACUUGUUUCACAUGACUUUUGUUUUCAUUUUUGAGAAAGAUGUUUGGAGAGGAGUGAAGAGGUGAGAGUUAACCCUAUUAGUCAGGAUUCUAUGUUGUGAAUGACAGAAACCCAACUCAAACUAAUGUGAGGGGGGGAAAAAAAGAAAAUAAAGAAAGAAAAAAGGAAAAUUUAUUCCUUUGGAUAAUAGAAAAUACCAGAGCUGUUUUGUCUGUUCUGUAGGUAAGGCUUGUACCAAGGCUGGUACCAAAGGCUGAAAGCAAUCAAGUCUCUUUUUUGUCUGUCCUUCCACUCUGAUUUCCGUAGUGUAGGUUUCACCCUCAGGCCCUACACAGCAUAUUUCCAGGCUUUCCCUUGUGAUGUCAAAAAGACUGCAGCCUGCCCAGCUCUCGUACCCUCACACCACACCAUCCAUGUGAAAAGACAUCGUCUUUCAGGUGGUCCCCAAAGAGGAGAGGAAGCUCUCUUUCCCAGAAGACCCAGCAUCUCAUUGGCUCUCACUGAGUUGUGUUCCCAUCUCUGACCAAUCACCAAAGUCAGGAGGAUGGAAUAUACUUAUUGACUUAAGUGUGGCUCAAGCUAACGAUAUUUAGAGGUGUUUUUCUAAAGCAGAAUCUGUUACCAGAAGCGGGAAAAUGAAUAAUGGAUACAAAGCAACAUCUGUCCACAACAAAUUCUUAAUGCUAUGUUUGAGCUUUCUUAGGUUUUUCAGAGAGAUUCUGCUGGGAAAUUACUAUUGCUUUUCCCUAAAAUUUCAACAAGUAGCUAAUGUCUGGCCACGCUCACAGUCCCACAUCUGGCUAGGGUGGGAUCCUCACAGCAUUGGACAUGGUGUCAUAGUCACUUUGAACUCUCUGGAGCAGAGCCACUUCCUUGUGAAAUCAGAGGCACAGAGAGGGCCAAUCUAUAUAACACCUCUUCAGAGAGGUUAUGGCCAAGAUUUCAGGAGUCAUGGUCUCAUGAUGCCUUCAAGUAUAAUUGUGGAUGUUUAUUUCUCUUCAGUUCUGUCAACUUUUGCUUCAUGUAUUUUGGAGCUCUGUUGUUAGAUACGUACACAUUUAGUGUCAAGACUUCUUGGUGAAUUUACCCUUUUAUCAUUAUGUAAUGUCCUUCUUUAUCUCUGAUAAUGUUCCAUAUUCUGAGGUCUGCUUUGUCUGAAAAUAUAGGCAUUCAACUUUCUUUUGGUUAGUGUUUGCAUGGUAUAUCUUUUUCCAUCAUGUUCCUUUAAAGAUAUGAAUAUUACUAUAUUUAAAAUAUGUUCCUUACAGACUGCAUGUAGUUGUUUCUUGCAGACUGCAUGUAUUUUUAACCAGUCUGAAGAUAUCUGUCUUUG